AUGGCCAUAAAGGGUAUUUGGGACAUUCAUCUAUUCACAGCCAGACAGCCAGCUAAGUUGCCAAACAGUGAAACUCGAACAGCAGCUUUCCCUACACAGCGGCUUUCCCUGCACAGCCAGCCAGCCACAACCCAAACAAACAGGCCCUACGAUGUGCACCUUUGGAAUAGAACUACUAUUAAGAAUCUGCCAAAGCAGAAAGAUCAAAGCUCCUGUGGUCUGUUUGUGCUCUUGUUCAUACAGUACUGGACAGGAAAAAAACUUUCAAAAAAAAUUACACAGAAAGAUGUAGACAUUUAUAGGAAGCAACGACCAUGCGACAUGCACUACAGCGGGAAGAACAAGAUCGACGUAAGAAAGAUGUCAAAAAAACCAGACGCAGUGCCUGCUCGACGAUCGUCUCGCAGAAAAAGAAAGAGGACAGAAGAUGUUCCUGGGACUUUGAGUGGUGAAGACUAGCAAACCAGUUUACUACAAACAUUUGUCCUGAUAGGCCAUACAAAUUAGUUCGUGAUUAAAUUUUAUGCAAUAAGCUUAGCUAUGUAACA
Lolium perenne is the source of this 548-nucleotide messenger RNA. The record is from RefSeq and is a predicted model, not a curated record. NCBI's taxonomy places the organism in Eukaryota, Viridiplantae, Streptophyta, Magnoliopsida, Poales, Poaceae.